Molecule: messenger RNA, 6567 nt
Organism: Auxenochlorella protothecoides
Lineage: Eukaryota; Viridiplantae; Chlorophyta; Trebouxiophyceae; Chlorellales; Chlorellaceae
Product: Piezo-type mechanosensitive ion channel component 2
Exons: 32
Coding region: 1-6567 (2188 amino acids)
Biological process (GO): detection of mechanical stimulus; regulation of membrane potential; cellular response to mechanical stimulus
Cellular component (GO): membrane
Molecular function (GO): monoatomic cation channel activity; mechanosensitive monoatomic ion channel activity
Source: RefSeq, a predicted model, not a curated record
AUGGCAGGGGGAUCUGGCCCACGCACAUCCAGCCUGGGUGCCCUCGUACCCACCACAGCCACAAGCUUGCUCCUUCUGGCGGCCUUUAUAAACCAAGGAGUGAUCGGUGAGUCUCGAGGGCUCACAUGGGUCAUAGCCCUCCUGACCCUGGCUUCACAGCUGGCAUACACCACCAACGUGCCCGCCCUGGAGACAGUACUUCGCCUGCUCGGCCUCACGCGCGUGACUGGAGCCCGGGGCCUCUUCCAGGCCACAGCACCCAUUGUGCUGACCCUUACGGCCUCCUGGCUCCAGCUGAAGUCGCUCAACGCCCUGCAGUCCUCGAUGCUCUACGCCGGCGCCAUCCUCCUGCUCCACUACGCCUGGCAGCUGGGCCUGCACCGCAUCGCCGCCCUGGGAAGCAUGGCCCAGCUCUUGGGCGUCGUCGACGUCGGCGCCUGGGGGGAGCUGGGCGCCGCGACGCGCCUGCGCUGCCUGGCGCUGCUCGCGCUCUUUGCGGCGGCGGGUGCCGUGGCGCUGCAGCGGGGGUCUGGAAAUGGCGGCGACGGGGGCCAGCGCCGGGGCAGUACCGUGCUGCGCGCGCUGGGCCGGGUCCUGCCCACCACCUCCGUCGCCGUGGCGCACCUGCUUGUGGGGCUCGUGGCCCGCCCCGCGGUCCUUUCCUCGGCGCUCGUGGGGCUGGCCCUGGUCCAGCCCUCCCUGGCAGGCGCAGCCUUCCUGCUGGCCAGCCUGCCCGGACUGAUCGCAGACGCGCCACACGCCAGCCCCGGGCCACUGGCAGCGCUGGCGCUGGGCCUGCAGGCCUGGGCGGCGGUCUGCCACGUCGCCACCUCCCUCCUCCCGCUCCUGGACGUGGGUCGCAUCCCGCGCCUGCUGGGCGUGAUCCCCUUGACCCCGGAGGGGCACGCUGCCGGGUUCUGCGUGGGCGUGUCGCGCUACGACCUCGCCCACGCGCUGUACCUGCUGGCGCUGCCGCUGCUCGUCCUGGCGGCGCUGGCGGCAGCGCACGACGCGCUCGGGCGACGGGUGGAGGCGUCGAGGGACCCCGGGGGGGGACCGCCCCGGUCCCUGCUCCUCGACUGGCAGUACCCGGGCACGGCCUGGCUGUCCCACGCGGCAGUGGCCUACGGCCCCGCACUCGUGUGCCUGGCGGUCUACAUCCUCCUGUUGGUCGACUGCGACCUCUCACUCCUGGGCCUCCUGUACCUCUGCAUCGGCCUCUCCGUCCUGGUGUGGCAGCCGCGGAAGGGGCGCUGGGUCAAGGCCGGCCCCGACCUGGUGCUAGACGGGUCCCCCCUCCCACGGUGGGUCCCGCUGGCACUGCUGGCGCUGCUGGCGCUGGCCGACGCGCUGUGCCAGCUGGCGGUGCGCGCCGUGCUGGCGGCGCCCUGGUGGCACGUGCCCAAGGACUGGGCCGCCUUCGCCCGCGACGUGCUGGGCAUCGCCACACAUCCGAGCCGGCGCGAACUGGCGGCGCGCCUGCUGCGCCCGCUGGCCGUGCUGGCCUGCCUGGCCGUCUACCGCUGGCUGUUCGCGCUGGGCACGCUGCGCCGUCAGCUGGAGGGCCAGGUGCUGGGGCCGGAGGGGGUGGAGCGGGAGCGGCUGACCGCACAGUACGGGCUGCUGGGCUUCCUCAAGCGCCUGCUCAUUCUCCACGCCUCCAAGCUCAUCGUGGUGGCCUGCUUUGCGGCCUCCAUGCAGCUGCCGGGGGCCAUCGGGGCGCUCAUCAUCUGUGGGGUGGUGGCCAUCCCACCCCUCCUCUGGGCGCAGCGCCUGGCGCCGGGCGAGACGGCCCGAAUGUACCGCACCCUGCUGGCGAUACAGCUUGUCGCGGGCGCCUGGACCAUCCUGCAGUACUCGGUGGAAAUCGCCUGGGUCCAGGGCCUGAUUGACCUGCACAGCCUGCGGGCCUGGGUGGCCUGGCUGGGCCUGGAGGCUGGGGACCCCAGCCAACACGACACCGGCCACCUGCAGCGCCUGCUCGCCUGGAAGGUGCUGGUGCUGGUGACCGUCGCUGCCAAGCGGCGCUCCCUCAAGUGGAAGAGCCAGCUGCCUGCAGCAGUGAGGAGCUCGAGGGUGGCCGGCGCGGCCUGCCCGCUCUUCUGGCCCCCCACGCCCGAGGACAGCCUGCGCCCAGGCCUGGACCCGCGCGAGGAGCCGCGCCUCAGCCGCCGCGCGGCGGGCCUGCUCUCGCCCCGCGCCUUCCUGGCGGAGGGCACCGCGGUGUCCUCCCUGGCGGGCAGCGCGCGCGCGGCCGCUGCAGAGGCGCGCGCGACGCUGCGCCGCUGGGCGCGCUCCGCGCUGGACGCGCUGGACUGGCCGCGCCCGGCCCCGCUCGAGGCGAGCGCAGGGCAGUGGCGUGCCUUCCGCUUCGCGCUCCAGGACUGGCUGGAGAGCUCCUGGCAGCGCUGGAACAUGGACCUGUGCCUCCUCCUCCUCCUCCUCACCGCCUUCCAGGCCACCACGGCCCUGGCCCUGGUCCACGUCGCCCUGCUGGGGUUGGUCAUGGCCCUGGCGCCCGCCCGCCGCACGCAGGCCUGCCGCUGGGUCCUGGUCCCGGCCCUGGGCGUCAUGCUCGCCGGCCAGUACUCUGUCCUGGUGGGCCUGCCACCGCCGCUGCCUGUCCUAAAGGGCGCCAAUGACGCGCGGCACGACCUCCUGGUCUGGCUUGGCCUGAAGGACGUGAGCCGCAGCGCCCUGUGGCUCCUCUUCCUGGCCUACAGCACGGCGGUGCUGCAGAUGCGGCACUACCUGGAGUUCCUGCUGGUCGCGGUGGUGGCGCUGUGUACGCUGGAAAACGACGUCAUCCACGCCGGCUACCUGGCGCUGGCCCUCCUCUUCUUCCGGCAGCGCAUCGCCCUGCGUGCUGCACCUGGGAGGCUCUUCUGGUGGCUGCCCCUGUACAACAUGGCCGUCCUUGUCAUCACGCUUAUCUACCAGAUCCCUUUUGAGACCUGGUUCAGCUGGCAAAUCGACCCUGACGUGCAGGCCUGCAACCUGGCCCACCUCCUGGGUCUUUACAAGACCAGCGUGGGGGGCUCGCUCCUGGGCGGCGGCUACCGCGGCGCCGCCGCGGACGUCGUGCUCUGGGUCCUCAUCCGUUUCCAGACACACCUCUUUGCGACGACGACAUACCAGAAGGUAAUGUUCGUGGUAGCAGAGGAGGAAAAACGUCACCAGCAGACGCUGAGUGAUGAGGAGGCUGCCUGGAAGCUGCGCCAGGCGGCCGCCGCCGUGGAGGCUAGCCGCCAGCGCGCCGCACGAGCGCAGAGGGUGGCGCGACUCAAGGCACGGCGAAAGGAGCAACUGCCCGGCCCAGCCCUGGGCAGUCGCCCCGCCCACACCCCGGCCACCGACUACGAGCGCGAGCUGUCGGCGGUGGAGGAGGAGGAGGCCAGGGCGUGUGGGAUGGCUGUCGAUCGCCGGGGUUCUCCCGGCGCGGGCCAGGGGACGGCGUCGGAGUCGGCGGCGGGCACGGCAGCCGCAGCCUCGCAGCCUGUAAGUCUGCUGCACCGGGCACUGCAGCACUUGCGGCACCGCCUGCGCCGCCUGGACCGGGAGUCGGUGGUCGCCUACCUCGCGUACGUGGCCGUCUUCGUGGCCGACUACUCCCUCCUGGCCCUCUUCUUCCCGCUCUCCAUGUUUGUCUACGCGCUCUGCUCCGUCAAGCCCACGCCGCGCUACUGGAGGGUGACGCUGGUGUACAGCGAGCUCCUCAUCAUCGUGCAGUAUGCCUACCAGAUUCCCACCCGCCUGGGCUGCUCCUUUGUGACCCCGCAGCUCCAGUUCACUAUGGAGGUGAUUGGCAUCCAUGCCAGCUCUGUGGCCUGCAUCCCCCUCUUUGUUGUGUACCUGGUCACCCUGAUGCACAGCUACACACUGACCACACGCCAUGGGCUCAGUCCCUCCAUACUCGGCGGCCACGUGGAUGGACGUGGGAGUGUCGGCGCCACAGAACAAGCCCCACCUCCACCCGUCUGCGUGGUGUCUCGCGCGGAGGGCAAGGCUCCGCACACUUCCACGGACCUGGAGGCCGGCGGCACGGUGGGCGCAAGGGGCGAGACCCCUGCGCAGGCCCCCGACACCUCCACCCCAGGCCAAUCGCCCUCUGCCUGGGGCCACCUGAGGCUGGCGGCUACCUCCGCGGCGGCCUGCCUGGCCGAGUUCGCGCUGCAGGCCUGCACAGUGUGCGAGCGCCCGCCGCACCACGUCAUCGUGCAGCUGCGCGUGCCACGCGCGCUGCGCGUGGGCCGGGAGGAAAGCGAGAGCGCGGAUGACGCGGCAGGGGAGGCGGCGUGCGCCUUCUUGCAGUCGGUGCUGGACGCGCGGCGCGCGGAGGAGGUGUGCGGGUCCGCGGCCGGGCGGUCCGUGCCGGCUGCCGCCGGCAGCGGGACCCCGCGCCUGCGCCUCACGCACGUGAACGAGGAGGAGCAGCCGGCGGAGGUGCCUGCCGACGCCCCGCUCCUGGCAGCGAUGGGGCCCCUGGUUUUGAGGUAUGUGGCUGUGCUCAACAUGCCGGCCGGCACGCCACCGGACCAGCUGGCGGUGCUGAUGGAGGUCGUGCCCCAGCACAGUACGCACAGCGCGGGCGGGAGGACGUGGCCCCUGCGUGCACUGUCCCCGGGCGCCGCCGUGACGGCCGUGCUGGCCCGGGAGGCAGAGCGCGGCUCUGGCAGGGGGGCCGUGCCGGAGGAGACCCCGGUCGUUCUGGCCGCCGAGCACCACAGCCGGCAGUCGCGGGAUUGGUACGCCAUCACGGCCGCCAUCGAUUUCGUGGCCUUCAUCUACGUGGCCCUCUUCUACAACAAGGUCGUGGCCUCCGCCCGCAGCCUCUCAGAGAUCACAAACGAGCAUGUGGUGCCGCUGGGCUACCUGGUCACCCUCAUCACCCUCUUCAUGCUCAUCGUGCUGGACCGCCUCUUCUACACCGUCGGGAGUCCGCUGGGCAAGGCCAUGCUCCACUGCACGCAAAUGGCCGUCUUCUUCUCAUACUGCCUGUCCCUCUUCUGGUCACCUGCCACAUCUGGCAGGGCGCAUGCUCACCUGCGCACGCUCGUGGCCCUCAAGUGCAUUUCUUUUGCCAUGUCGGCGCUGCAGCUUCGCACCGGCUACCCCCCGCCCGCCAGCUACAGGAACGGGAUGGGCCGGCACACCUUUGUCUUCAUGCGGCGGAUCAACAUCUACAGCUCCGCCGCCUUCCAGGUCUUUGUCGCCUUGCCCUUUGUGUAUGAGCUCAGGCAACUGCUGGACUGGUCCUGCACCCCCACCACCCUCACUUUCAUGGACUGGCUGAAGCUGGAGGACAUCAACAUGAGCCUGUACUUUGUGACGGUGCUCCGCCGCUCCCGGGCUGCAAAACCGCCCGGGCAGCGCCAGCCCCGCUACUCCAAGUUCUUCCAGGGCACGCUGCUCUUCGUCGGCCUGCUGCUCCUGCUCUGGGUGCCGCUGCUGGUCUUCUCCUCGGGCAACCCGACCUACCAGGUCCCCGCCGCCGUGGGCUUUGGCGUCAACGUGACCCUGGUCGGCAAGCCCGUGCCGGGGGCGAAUGCGAAGCACCGCACCAGCACCCGCAGCUUCCCUCUCUUCGCCGCGGGCGACCGGCGAGUGGCCGGGGAGUGGGGUGGCGACCAGGCCAUGCUAGGGCCGGGCAUGACCUACUACGAGGCCUCCCAGUUCCAGCUCCUCUGCGCCUCGCCGGAUGCCGACGCGUACUGGCAGCUGCCGGCCCCUGGCCGGCGGUCCCUUAUCAACAUGCUGUCUGACAACGGGACCCAGGCCCAGCUCAGCUUUGGUUGGACGGUGCAGCGUGACGUGCCGCCCCUCUCCGACCACGGCGGCCCCCUCUGCGUGGGCUCCACCUCCGUGACCCUGGCGGAGUCGUCGCGGCAAGGACUCCUGGCCCUCCUACGGGGCGGCCCGAGCGACCCCGUUCCGCUGCUGCGCAGGAACGACCCCGGCGCAGGGGAGGGUCCCGGCGCCAGCGCCGCGCUCUACCCCCGCUUCUGGCACAUGCGGGGCGACGUCUGCUCCAGCCAGCCCCUGGCCUCCAACGUCGACGGGAUGCCCGGGUCGCAGGGCUGGGACGACCAGUGGGUGGCUUGCAACGUCAGCCUGGGACGAGAGCGGGAGGGCGAGGGCAUGGGCGGCGCGGCCUGGUGGCGCUUCGACUGCGGGCUGGUGGACGCGGGGGGCGCGCCCUUUGCGGAGCACGACGCCCACCACUGCUCCAAGUCCUUCCUGGGGCCCCAGCUGGUGUCGGUCCUGGAUCGUGUGCAGGGCGGGUUCAUCGGACAGACCCUCUCCAAAUUCGGCAUUGCAGGGCUGUACACCGUGUUCGUGUACGGCAUCGGGCGCUUCCUGCGCCUGUCCAUGACCAACAUCCGCAUGCGAAUACCGUACGAGGACCUGCCCAACACCCGGCGCCUCGUUGCCCUCUGCCAGGACAUCUACAUUGCAAGGGCGGAGGGGGAGCUCGGCCUGGAGGAGGAGCUGUACUGGGCGCUCAUUAACAUCUACCGCCUGCCGUCAGUGAUGUUCGAGCUGACAAAACGGGAAAAACUAGAGUGA